This is a messenger RNA of Helobdella robusta, 1893 nucleotides long. RefSeq lists its product as hypothetical. The transcript has 12 exons. The record is from RefSeq and is a predicted model, not a curated record. Lineage: Eukaryota; Metazoa; Annelida; Clitellata; Rhynchobdellida; Glossiphoniidae. Gene Ontology annotation, biological process: arginyl-tRNA aminoacylation. Gene Ontology annotation, cellular component: cytoplasm. Gene Ontology annotation, molecular function: ATP binding; arginine-tRNA ligase activity. Bases 1 to 1893 code for a protein of 630 amino acids.
AUGGAGUUGACUGACGAUGAUUACACACCUGAGUUGGAGAAGCUAGUUACUGAAAAUAGCAAACUGAAAUACCAACUGGCCCACUUAAACAAGGCAUUCAUACAUUUUCUUAAUGGCACAUCUUCAGACCACUCUCCAGAUGUCCUCCAACUCGUUACUUCCCUGUUCACUAACGUCAUAAAAGCCCUCUACCCCGACCAGGAAGAUUUUGUGGUCUCUGUAACUCCCAGCACGCAUGAGAAGUAUGGUGACUACCAGUGUAAUAGUGCCAUGAAUUUGUCUCAGGCAUUGAAAAAGACUCAACCCAAAGUGAGUCCUAGAGAGGUUGCAGAGAAGAUAGUUAAAAACCUGCCUUCGUCUCCUUAUGUUGAUAAGGUUGAACUGGCAGGACCAGGCUUCAUAAACCUCUUCCUCAGCAAGCAGUUCAUUUCAAAAUUAAUCAGCCUAAUUGUCAAAAAUGGCGUAAAACCACCUCACAUCCCUAAAAAGAAAAAAGUUGUGAUUGACAUGUCGUCCCCAAACAUUGCCAAAGAAAUGCACGUCGGCCACUUGAGGUCUACCAUCAUCGGUGAAAGUAUUGCACGUCUCUACCAGUUUGUCGGUCAUAAUGUCCUGAAAUUGAACCAUUUAGGUGAUUGGGGGACGCAGUUUGGUAUGCUGAUUGCCAAUCUCAGUGAAAAAUUUCCCAAUUAUUUGACUGUUUCGCCUCCAAUUGGAGAUCUACAGGCCUUCUACAAAGAAUCAAAAGCUCGAUUUGACAACGAUGAAGAGUUUAAGAAGCGAGCGUACGCUGCUGUGGUUCAACUGCAGAGCUACGAACCCAACACCACUAAGGCUUGGAAUCUCAUUUGUGAUGAGUCAAGGAAAGAAUUCAUGAAGAUCUACAAACACUUUGACAUUGAGGACCUCGUAGACAGAGGGGAAUCAUUCUAUCAACCACUUAUGCCAGCUGUUGUAGAAGAGUUGGAAAAAUUAAAUAUGUUGGAACUCGAUGAGGGUCGAAAGAUAUGCUGGCCUCCAGGAGCUCAAGUCCCUCUCACAAUAGUGAAGUCAGAUGGCGGGAUGACUUACGACACGUCCGACAUGGCUGCACUGAAACAUCGACUUGUUGAAGAGAAAGCUGAAGAAAUACUGUACGUUGUCGACUCUGGACAGGCAAUCCACUUAAACGGUGUCUUCGAUGCAGGAGCGAAGGCUGGUUGGUUCGAUCCCGCAAAGAUCCGGGUCGAACACAUCGGAUUCGGUGUGGUUCUGGGAGAGGAUAAAAAGAAAUUCAAAACUCGAUCGGGAGAUACGGUUCGACUGAUGGAUCUUCUGGAGGAGGGUCUGAAGAGGGCGGGGCAAAAAUUGAUUGACAAGGGAAGGGACAAGGUUCUGACCAAUGAGGAGCUGAGUUUAGCAAAGGAAGCGGUGGCUUACGGUUGUAUAAAAUAUGCCGACCUAUCACAUUGCAGGACUAAUGAUUACGUCUUCUCAUUUGAUAAGAUGUUGGAUGAUAAAGGAAACACAGCAGUUUACUUGCAGUAUGCUUAUAUGAGGAUUAGAUCCAUCUCCCGGCUAACGACCUUGACACCAGAGGACCUGGCCAAUCAUGGUCCUCCUUCCCUGGAGCACCCGAAAGAGUGGAAACUAGCAAAGCACGUGUGCAGGUUUGCCGAGAUCAUAAACAGGUGCCUGGUCGAUCUGUAUUUGCAUAAUUUAUGCGACUAUCUCUACGAGCUGGCUACUACAUUCACCGAGUUCUACGAUGCCUGUUAUGUUGUUGAGAAGGAUAGGAAUACAGGUGAAGUGAUAAAGAUCAACGUUGAUAGGCUGGUACUCUGUGAGGCUGUGGCCCGUGUCAUAAAGAUGGGCUUCCACAUAUUAGGGAUCAACACUGUCGAGAAGAUGUGA